AUGCUCACGAUGCGUGCGCCUAAAGAUGACAGCUGGCUAGGAGGAUACGAUGAUUCACUCACUAGUCAUACCGAAGCUAUCGCUCAUCUCCUCAGGGCUGCUGCACUACAUGAGUGGACAAACCCCUUUGAGAUGGAGAUGGUUAUUACACUGUGUGUGCCUAUAAUACUCGAAGGCAUCGUCAACCCCCGUAUCAAGAUGGAUCCGGAGUUUUGGGAACUCAUCUCAUCCUUCAAAUGCCGUCUACAUCCCUCGCAAGACAACAAUCGGCCGCAGUCAACCACCACCGAGCUGCACCAUCUCGCGAUGUUUCCUAAAUUUGUCCAAAACCCCGAGCCACACCUUUCCGAAAUUGCAAAGACAUACAUGCAAUUGAGACUCGAUGCACACCAAAUAAAACAACAUCUUGAUCUAUGCGCACAGUUUACUCUUGUGUCCUUCUCAUCCCCUGAAGUCGCGAGACAUUCCCGUAUUCAGGCUGCUUAUGCCAUGAUUAGUACGCUGGCUGUGCUUUUGAACAGUCUUCUUCAGAUUUUUGAUCCCUGGAACGCUUCUUUGGUGAGUGAAGCUGUCUUCCUGUGUGGUGAGAUUAUAACACAAGCCGAGCUGGCAUCUUGCUACCGGCCAGUUGGGGCAGCGUACACUCCUCUAUGCUUGGUUGUUGCUUGGGCAGCAUCAGAUAAUCCAGUCCAGUUGGCAAGAAUUGAAGCGAUCCUUUCCGAAUACCAGUCAGAUUUUGCGGACGUGCCAUGGAUGAGCCGUGCCAUCUGGUUAGCCUCUACCCUGGAUACCCACCGCAUAAGAGUCAUGUCUGGGAAGGAGUCUUCAGACAGUCAUGGUACAGGGAAGAAAAAGGCUCCGGUCCGCCCAGAGUCUUGUUGCAUUCUCUAG
Messenger RNA from Penicillium griseofulvum, 891 nucleotides. RefSeq lists its product as uncharacterized. The transcript is spliced from 3 exons. Bases 1 to 891 code for a protein of 296 amino acids. The record is from RefSeq and is a predicted model, not a curated record. NCBI's taxonomy places the organism in Eukaryota, Fungi, Ascomycota, Eurotiomycetes, Eurotiales, Aspergillaceae.